AUGAAAAUGUUAUCUUUGGGAUUAUUUACGCUGUGGUGCGGUUGGAUGUGUUCGGGUGUGAGUGCGGCCUCCCUGACGAGCCGAGUGUCGGAGGCUCCUCAAGAGUGCGAGUGGCAGCGAGUCUCGGGCGGCGCGGGUGAGCCCACUAGGGUGCAGCUCGCGUGUUCUCUGCGCACCGCCGCGGGCGCAACCGACCUCCUGGCCGGUCUUAGUACAUCGCAGGCGCAACGGAUUACGGCGUUAGAUCUUCACUGCACUGAUGUGUUACUUUUUGAAAGCUCCUUGGAUGUCGGCCGACGGAAGGAAGAGGGGACUGAACUUCUCUCACGGUUUCACAAUUUAAAAGAGAUGAAGAUAGAGUCGUGCAAAAUAAGAUACGUGCCUUCCGCAGUGUUGUCGCCGCUAAGCGGACUGCGAAGCCUGACUAUUCGGACGCACAAUACCGAUUGGUCAGCGAUGUCCAUGGAGUUCCAUCGUGAUUCAUUUCGAGGUCUGACAGACUUGAGAUAUUUGGACUUGGGUGAUAACAACAUCUGGAUUUUACCCUCUGAAAUAUUCUGUCCACUUUACAACUUAAAAGAACUUAACAUUACUCAGAACCGUCUGCAGGAUAUUUCGAACUUGGGAUUUUCGGAUUGGGGAAACGGCCCCACAGCGCCAGGAAAAUCGUGCAACACAGUGUUAGAAACUUUGGAUAUGUCUCACAACGAAAUUAGUGCUUUACCAGACAAUGGGUUAUCGAGUUUACGCGCACUUCAAAAGUUACUUUUACAAAACAAUAGAAUAUCCUCCGUCGCGGACCGUGCUUUUGUGGGAUUAAGUGAUUUGCAAAUACUAAAUCUGUCAACAAAUGCCUUGACUGGGUUGCCUCCUGAGAUGUUUCAGUCGUCAAGAGAUAUCAAACAAAUAUACUUGAAUAACAACUCUUUGAGUGUCCUUGCUCCCGGAUUGUUAGAGGGAUUAGAUCAGUUACAAAUAUUGGACAUGUCUUUUAAUGAACUGACAAGUGAGUGGGUCAACAGAGACACGUUCUCCGGAUUAGUGCGUUUGAUUGUUUUGAAUCUAUCGCAUAACAGAAUAACAAAGAUAGACGCAUUAUUGUUUCAAGAUUUGAACAAUUUACAGUUCUUGAGUCUCGAAUUCAAUAACAUAGCGCGAAUAGCUGACGGCGCUUUUUCUAAUUUGAAAAACCUUCACUCUUUGUCAUUAGCGCAUAAUAACAUAAUUGAGGUUGAUACAAGUCAUUUUUCCAACUUAUACGUAUUGAAUCAAUUGUUUCUCGAUGGAAACAGGAUUACAAAAGUGGACGUGCGCUCCUUUGAAAACAUAACGAAGCUCCACGACUUGGGCCUGAGUGGUAACCAGUUAUCAGAAGUACCGGAAGCUAUAAAAACGUUGAGAUUUUUAACUUCUCUAGACUUGGGCAUGAACAGAAUAACUAAGGUGUCGACGACGCAUUUCGAAGGCUUGGAUGAUUUAUAUGGAUUACGUCUUGUGGGCAACAAAAUAGAAAAAAUAUCGAAAGAUACAUUCGCUGCUUUGCCGUCUUUGCAAAUACUAAAUUUGGCUUCGAACAACAUUGACCAAAUUGAUGAUGGUGCUUUUGCGUCGAACCCUCAGUUGAAAGCUAUCGGUCUCGAUGGUAAUAAAUUAGUAGAUUUAAAGGGCAUAUUCACGAACACGCAACCUCUUGUUUGGUUAAACGUGUCGAACAAUGAAUUACUUUGGUUUGAUUACAGCCAUAUACCAACAAACCUCGAAUGGUUAGACAUGCAUGAAAAUAAAAUAGAGCGGCUCGAAGACACAUAUGGAGUGAAAGAAACGUGUAAUGUGAAAAUGUUAGAUGUGAGUUUUAACAAAAUUAGAAAUAUAGACGAGUUUUCAUUUCCCAGUAGCAUCGAAACAGUGGUUAUAAAUAAUAAUCACAUUGAAAAAAUUAACCCUGGCACGUUUCUUCAAAAAUACAACCUCAAUAAAGUCAUGCUUUAUUCCAAUAAGAUUAAAACUUUGGACGUCGGGGCCUUUGCGAUAUCGUCGGUGUCAGAAGAUAAAGAUUUGCCCGAAUUUUAUAUCAGCGAGAAUCCAUUUGAGUGCGACUGUACAAUGGAGUGGUUACAGCGAAUUAACCAAAUAAGUGACGCUCGGCAACGCCCUAGAGUAAUGGAUUUAGAAAGUGUGAGAUGCUCUUUAACUCAUUCUCGAAGCGAAUUUGAUAUGCUUUUACUAGAAGUCAAAUCGUCGGAAUUCUUAUGCGAGUACGAAUCGCACUGUUUUACUCUGUGCCAUUGUUGUGACUUCGAUGCCUGUGAUUGUAAGAUGACUUGUCCAGAUAAAUGUAUGUGUUAUCACGAUCUCACCUGGAACUCCAACGUAGUCGAUUGUUCGAGCGCCGGCUACGAUCACGUGCCAGAACAAAUACCAAUGGACGCGACUGAAAUCUACUUGGACGGAAACGAUCUCAAAGAAUUAGGAAAUCACGUUUUUAUUGGCAAAAAGAGGUUACAAGUACUUUAUUUAAAUAAUAGUAACAUUAACGCAAUACAAAAUAAAACAUUUAACGGGAUCGAGUCGUUGAGAGUUCUGCAUCUAGAGAAUAAUAACUUAGAAAUUUUGAGAAACACGCAAUUCACCAGGCUUCAGAACCUUAACGAAUUGUACUUGAGUAGUAAUCAAAUCAGAGUCAUAGAGAACGACACGUUUAAUUAUUUACCAUCACUUGAGUUCUUGGACCUUGACAAUAACGGGUACGCUGAUUAUAUGCCAUGGAGAGUCAUUACUGACAACAAUCCUCGCACCCGUGUGUCCGUAGAUGGCAACAAUUGGAUAUGCGAUUGCAAAGAUGUAGCUCAGUUGAAUCAGUGGCUUAUAAAAAAAUCGAAAGACACCGAGAGCAUGAUGUGCUACUUUGCUCACGGCCAGUCCAUGAACAAAACUAUAGCCGCCGUGGCCAAAGAAUGCAAGACUGAGGUUACCACCGUUGAAACUGGAACGGAAAACCUAAAACGGCUAUUCAUUGAAUCAAAUGACGGCGUAGAAAAUUAUAUACCAUACAUCGCGGCGGUAUUGAUUAUAACCAUUAUACUGUUGCUCAUGUGCGCUCUAUUGUUCAUGUUCAGAGACGAUUUUAAGCUAUGGAUGCACUCGCGAUACGGAGUCCGAGUAUUGAGUUCGACUCCAAAGGACAUGAACGACAACAAGAAUAAACGUUUCGAUGCUUUCUUUGUGUAUAAUCAGCGUGACGAAGACUUCGUGACUCGUGCAGUGAGUUCCGAGCUGGAGAAUUCGGGACACACGUUGUGUUUGCAACACAGGGACCUGCAGUUGAUCGAGCGACGAUCCAGCGAUAGUUUAGUUAGUGCCGCGGAGAGUUCGAAGCGACUUAUAAUCGUGUUAUCUAUUAACUUUUUACAACACGAGUGGUACUCGCUCGAAUCCAAAGCGGCCGUGCAAAGUGCUAUAAACUCAGUGAACGUUAGACAUAGACGUCAAAAAAUCAUAUUCCUCGUGACGACAGACUUAAGUGCCAUAAAUAUAGACCCAGAUCUAAAAGUGUUGCUCAAAACGUGUACAGUGAUCGUGUGGGGUGAGAAAAACUGUUGGGAAAAACUAAAUUUUCGGUUACCCGACGUAGACGUGACUUUGCCAAAUCGGACGCUUCAUAACGCGAGUAAUAGUAAGUGUGGCAAUCGGGAGGGCUUCGGGAGGCAUGGUAAUCUAAGGUACACGGCGCCGCCGACGUCCCACGACCCCUGGUACAAGUAUGGGAUGGCCCCUCCUAUUUUAAUGAUGUCUAGUCCCAUGCACUCCACCAGUGCUAGCGCAGAAGUGUCUGCGCGGAGCACUGAAGACGAGACGUGCUCUGUGGCCAGCAGUGAAGGUCGUCCCGACGACCGACUGCCCCAUCACCAUAGUUAUGUGUCUAUAGAUAACCAUCAGUGUGAAGAGCGACCUUUAAGGCCUGCUCAACAAAUACCCAUGUCGAACACGAGGCCCGGUAAUAUGAGAAAGACUUAUUUUGUAUAA
Leptosia nina is the source of this 4023-nucleotide messenger RNA. The record is from the annotation of a GenBank genome assembly. Lineage: Eukaryota; Metazoa; Arthropoda; Insecta; Lepidoptera; Pieridae.